UUUUUUUUUUUGCCCUAUUAUGCACUGUUAACCCCUUGUAAAUUUGUAUACAAUUUUAUAGAGGAUAGUGCUAUUUAUUGUAUAUCAUCUUAUUCAUACGUAUAUAUACCCUCUUUUAUUCUUCUUUUCAUCUGAAAUAUUUUCAAUUACUUCAGGUACAUUGAUUGACCUGACAGCUAUACAACUUAUACACAUUUAUUCAUUUAAAACUUAUUUAUUCAAACUUAUUCAUCAUUAUUAUAUAUUGUCCUGCGUCAUCCACAUACUGAAAACUACACCAAACAAGAACAACAACAAUAACAAAACGAUCUAUUUUAUUUUAUUUUUUACACUCUCGACUUUGUAUUUCUAUCACUUUAUUACAUUACGUGGCUCCUCUUUGACAAGUAAGAAUGAGUGGUGGCAACAUCAAGGUGGUGGUUCGGUGUCGACCUUUGAAUUCCAGAGAAAUAAAACGUGGAGCAUCUAUUUUGAUUGAAAUGAAAGGCGAUCAAACCGUGAUUAGCAAACCUGAAGAAGCUCGGACUGGAAAAGAAAGUGAAGAUCGCAAGGCAUUCACUUUUGACAAAUCUUAUUGGUCUGCAGAUAAAAAUGAUCCAUCCUAUGCCGAUCAAGAAACCGUUUACAAUGAUUUGGGGGAAGAUUUAUUGAAUCACGCUUUUGAUGGUUACAAUUGUUGUAUUUUUGCCUAUGGUCAAACUGGUGCUGGAAAAUCUUAUUCAAUGAUGGGUUAUGGUGAAGAUACUGGUAUUAUACCAAGAACUUGUAUGGAACUCUUCAAUCGCAUUAAUCGAAAUACUGAUCCCAAUUUAACCUAUGGUGCCGAAGUUUCUUAUAUUGAAAUUUAUAACGAAAAAGUGCGUGAUUUACUCAAUCCAAAAAAUAAGGGAAAUCUCAAAGUACGUGAACAUCCAAGUACAGGUCCUUAUGUAGAAGAUUUAUCUCGACUUGUUGUCACAUCCUUUGAUGAUAUUAAUCACUUGAUGGAUGAAGGAAAUAAGGCUAGAACUGUGGCUGCUACCAAUAUGAAUGAAACAUCAUCUCGAUCUCAUGCUGUCUUUACCGUAUUUUUGACUCAAAAAAGACGUGACGAACUUACAAAGCUUGAAACUGAAAAGGUGGCUCGGAUUAGUUUGGUUGACUUGGCUGGAAGUGAACGUGCGAAUAGUACAGGUGCUACUGGUGCUCGAUUGAAAGAAGGUGCCAAUAUUAAUCGUUCCCUCACUACUCUUGGAAAAGUGAUUGCUGGUUUGGCUGAACAAUCUAUAGCUGAUUCAAAAAAGGGCAACAAGAAACCAAAGGACAGUUUUAUUCCAUAUCGUGAUUCGGUACUUACUUGGUUAUUAAAGGAUUCCUUGGGUGGUAACUCUAAAACAGCAAUGAUAGCUGCCAUUUCACCUGCCGACUAUGACGAAACAUUAAGUACUUUACGUUAUGCCGAUCAAGCAAAGAAGAUCAAGAAUAAGGCCGUGAUCAAUGAAGAUCCAAAUGCAAAGAUGAUUCGAGAACUCAAAGAAGAAUUGGAACUUUUACGUAAUCGACUACAUGUAUAUGCUCCUGAAGUAGUGGAAGAACUUGCCGCAGCUAGUGUUCUCAAAUUGACAGCAAACAAUAGUGCCAAUAGCAACAAUGAACCUCUUAUGAAAGCAACUCAAUCCAUCACUGAUAAUAAUCAAGAAUUUGAAUUUGUUGACACUUCAGGCAACAAGAAGAAAAUGACGAAGAUGGAAAUCGUUGAUCAAUUGCAAAGCUCCGAGAAACUAUUGGCCAAUCUGAAUGAGACUUGGGAAGAGAAACUCAAACGAACGGAAUCUAUUCAAAUUGAGCGGGAACGUGCUUUGGAAGAAUUGGGAAUUGCAGUACACAAAAACAAUGUUGGCGUCUAUGCACCAAAGAAAAUGCCUCAUCUUGUGAAUCUUAAUGAAGAUCCUCUGAUGUCUGAAUGUCUUAUGUAUCAACUCAAAUUAGGUAUUACGCAUGUUGGCCGUAACGACACAAUAGAUCAGCAACAACAGCAGCAAACAGAUUCAUCUCAAAAUGGCAACAAUGACGGUGUCUCUACAAUUACACUUGGUGGAUCAAAUAUUCAAGAUGAACAUUGUUGGUUCGACAAUGAUAAUGGUGUGGUGACCCUUCAUCCGAAAAAUGACUCAUUAGUGAUGGUGAACGGUAUGCGUAUUUCAGAACCUCGACGAUUACAUAGUGGAUACCGUAUUAUUCUUGGCAACUAUCAUAUCUUCCGCUUUAAUCAUCCUGAAGAAGUACGUCGCGAAAGAGAAAGGGCUAGUAUCUCAUCACCCUCAGCAUUACAUACAGAACUUCAUGCAAUGGAAAACGACGCUAUGCAUCAUGAACGAUCUGAAUCACCUACAACAACUUUGAUGAGUGCACCUGGUGGAUCUGAAUUGAUGGACUGGAACUAUGCACGGCUAGAAGCAGUUCGCAAUUAUUAUUCAAAAGAAGGCAACUUUAAUGGAAUGAAAGAUGAUGAAUUGGAAAAACUAUUUGACGAUAUUACGAAAAUACGAAAAUCACGACGGAGUACACGAUGUGGCAGUUUGCUCAGUUUUGAUGAUUUUUCCGCACAAUCUACAGCAACUGAUUUGGAAACUAUUAGUACAGCUCUGACAAGCACUGGUAGUGGAGUGACAACCCUUCUUGGACAAAAUGAAUAUGAAGAAAAAAUCAUGGUGGAAAAAGAACGAUUACAAAAGGAAUUGAAUGAACAGAAACAAUUCUACGAAGCCAAAAUCAAUCGAAUGUCCAUGCAAUUCUCCUUUACUGACAAUAAUAACAACAACAACGAUAAUGAUAACACUUCUGCGGACGUCAAUGGGAUUAUCAUCAGCAAUCAUCAGCGUACACUACUUUACAAAGUGUUCCGUCAAUGGAAAAAGUUACAAUACGUAUCUAUGGCAGAAGUGGUACUGACCAAUGCUGCACUUCUCAAAGAAGCCAACAUCAUCUCAAGAGAACUGGAAAAGGAAGCAUCUUAUCAAUUUACGGUGGUGGAAGAUGGCCAAUUUACCAAUCCUUCAUCUUUUUGGGAAUCAACUUUUGGUCUGCAUCAAUUCAAUACUGAUGGAGAUACGGAUCUUAUGGAGGUGUCCAAACCUUGUAUUGGAGUGCGUGUCUUGGAUAGAAAACAUCAGGUGAUCUACAUUUGGUCUUUGGAAAAACUCAAGAAACGACUGCAUCAAAUGAAGAACUUACUUAAUUACAGGGAUCAGCCAGUCUAUCGUACACAUUUGAAUUGGGAAGAUCCGUUUUAUCAAACGCCAAGUCCGAAAUAUUCGUUUAUUGGAAGUGCAGCAACAUCGGUACGAAACCUGAUAUUACAACAACCUUAUGAAAGUUUUGUGGAAAUCAUAUGUCGAUCUACUGGCCAAGUCAAAGGAAUGCUUCGUGUACUGAUUUCACCUGUAGCAUCAAGACCUUCUUCCUCCCAUUUUCAUCGCCACGAACAACCUGACAACAAUGACAAUUUUAUCAGCAAGGAAGAAGAUUAUUCAUCAGACCCUUCAUCUACAAAGGAUGAUGAUAAUAACAACAAUCCUAUUUUACCUCAGCCUCAACAGCAAUCCAAUCCACCAGCGCUCAAGGUCGGUCAACAACUUGUUUUUGAAGUACGUUUACUGGAACUUUGUGGGCUUCAUGAAGCUGAAUAUACUCAAGUCCAUGUGCAAUUCCGAUUAUCCUCUUUUGGUGGUAUUCCUGCAGAUUCUACCGCGGAGAAACUAUUUGCAACCGAUCCUGUCAGUGGAUUUGAAGGUUCAUCCAUUAUUCCUUUGGAUUAUAGUCAAACAUUGUCUAUGACGGUGACUUCAAGUAUGCUUCAAGUAUUUGGUCAAGAUAUGAUUUCUUUCGAAGUUUAUGGUGUAGCUCGUCCUCGUGUUUUGGAUCAAUAUGAAAGAUGGGAUGAUCAAAGGGAAAAACCUCGGUUGGCGGAUUUAUUGGCAACAAAUAACAGUAGUCUUGGUAGCGAUGUAGAUGAUCGACUGACAACAAUAAAUUCAUCGGCAACAACAACAACAGUAUCACCUGAUAGAUUACCUCCUAUGGAACGACGAUCUGAAGAUGAACUUUUGGCAAUGGAACGACAUGAUGUUGCGGCUUGGAUCCAAAUCUCUGAACUUCUUCCCAAUGGAGACUACAUGCCUGUGCAAACUUUAUCUGAAAACCCGUUGGAUCGCGGUGUAUUUAACCUUCGACAAGGAUUACAACGACGUAUCACUAUCACAUUAUCACACAAUUCUGGUCGACAAUUUGAAUGGAAUCGCAUCUCCAAGGUAACUGUAGGCAAGAUCAAGUUAUUAGAUGCCAAGGGUAGACUUAUUGAUGCACAAUCACAUGAAGAUAUUCCAAUCAAACUUUUGGCACAACAACAUGCUGUGACUUACAACAAGGAUGGAACAAGUCAACUAGUGGCUCAAGGUGCAUGGGAUAGUUCACAACACGAAUGUCUUUUUUUGAAUCGAUUGACAGCUGCACGUUCACGCAUCUUACUUCAAGUGACAUGGGAAGUGGAAACCGAGAAAUGUUCUAAACCUAUUCAAUUCAGUAUGGAAAUUGCAAUCAGGGUAACGAGUCGUGACAGUUCAGCUGGUAAUGGACCUUCGGCAGCAUUCCGUAUUAAGAAACUUCUUGGUGGUGCUUCCUCUGGAUCAAAAUAUCUUAGCAAAUGUAGUGGCCUUUUUACAGUACAUCUACGACCUCCGAUGACACGUCGUGUGAGUCAACUUUGGCGAUUAAAUACAGCUUCCAAGUAUGUCCGUGGAGAAGAAGUUUAUUUGACAUCAUGGCGACCUCGUGGUGUUUCUUUGAUCAAUGAUUACAAACAUAUUCAAGAUCGUAUUCGAUUGAAAGAACAAGUCAUGUUUACCUCACAAGUCUUGACUUUACAUGCUGCUCGAUCACAAACAAGUCAUGGUGCCAUGACCAAAGAAAAAUAUCAACUACAACAUGCAUCAUCAAUCAAAAAUCGCAAUAUCGACAACCAAAGUGAUACCAACAACAACAACAACAACAGCAAUAAUAAUAAGAAAUAUGAAUGGGUGAAAGAUAAAGAUAAUACUCAACAAACAUUAUUACGGAAAGCUUUGGAUUUAUGGACUUGUCGAUUAGGAACUGAUAAAGAUAUAUACCUUUGUCAAGAUCCUCCUAUACCUGGAAUGCAAGAAUUAAAUGAACGUCAAGAAGAUUAUUGGAAAGGCACGAAAUUAUUAGCUGAAGUGAAACAAGUGAUACAAACAAACAACAUCACCAAAAAAGGUUAUUUGGCAUAUCAAGAAGAUCCAUUAGAUGACAAAUGGAUAAAACGAUGGUGUGUUGUAAAAAGACCUUAUAUUUAUAUUUAUGCUCAUCAAAAUGAACAAGAUGAACUUGGAGUGAUCAAUAUUUCAUCAGUCAGGGUAGAUCAUAACAAAGCUUUGGAAAAACUUUUACAACGACAUCAUGUCUUCUCAUUAUAUACCAAUAAUAAUGCAUAUACAUUACAGGCGGCAUCAAAAUCGGAUAUGUUGGACUGGAUUGCAAAAUUGGAUCAAAUGUAUUCUUUACAACAAAAGGAAUAGAUAAUAAGAUGUAUAACAAGUACUACUUACAAGUCAACUCAGUCCAUUCAUUACACAAAUCUUUCUCUUUUCUUUUAUUCACACUUAUUCUACAUUUUUUCCCACCCCUAUUUUUUAUUUUAUUUUAUUUUUA
Halteromyces radiatus is the source of this 5706-nucleotide messenger RNA. RefSeq lists its product as uncharacterized. The record is from RefSeq and is a predicted model, not a curated record. The transcript has 11 exons. Bases 393 to 5573 code for a protein of 1726 amino acids. NCBI's taxonomy places the organism in Eukaryota, Fungi, Mucoromycota, Mucoromycetes, Mucorales, Cunninghamellaceae. Gene Ontology annotation, molecular function: microtubule binding; ATP binding; microtubule motor activity. Gene Ontology annotation, biological process: microtubule-based movement.